UGCGGCAUGUCCCUUCUUAUUCCAAUUUCCAUCACAAACAAAUGGUGUCACACGUGCGAAGACCGACAACAGUCUCCUACACAUGCUUGACCAGUACAUUUUCCAACCUCAUCAAGCCCACCAGACACUCAGUGAGCCGCAGACCCUACACAGAGUGAGAAAAAGCAAAAGAAGAGAAAAAAAAAAAAAGAAGGAAAGAGAAAAAAGACUGACUAGUCUCCCUCUGUAUAUCUCUCACAUAUUCAACAGAUCCCACCCAAAAGCAAAAGCGCUCAACUUUUCUCUCUCUACCUCUCUACCUCUCUACAGUGUCUCUCUCUAGAAUGCAAAACAUUGCUUCUUCUUAGUUCAUCCUUAUCUUUUUGAUUUUUCAGCCUCACCAAACCCAAUGAUACCCAUUUCCACCGCUUCAAUCUGAGGAGGAGCGUUUCAUUUAUUUUCCUUUUCCUCUUGGUUUGUUUGAAAAGAUGAGCUUUUUUGGGUUUUGGGUUUUUUCUUUGAAGCCCUGCUGAGUCUUCUUCCUUCUCAAGAGAUCUGAAGCUUGGGUUUCUCCGCCGCUACGAAGGUUCCUGGAACUUUUGAAUUAAUUCAAAAACAGUUAAUCUUAUUAUAUCCAACCGUUCAACUUCAACUUCAAUCUUUGCCAUUUGGGUCUCUCUGUUUUUGAACCCACAAGAUGCAGAGACCACCCCCAGAAGACUUUGCUUUGAAGGAGACCAAACCCCACCUCGGUGGGGGGAGGAUCUCUGGUGAUAAGCUCACGAGCACCUAUGACCUUGUUGAGCAGAUGCAGUAUCUCUAUGUCCGGGUUGUCAAGGCGAAGGACUUGCCUGCGAAAGAUGUUACUGGUAGUUGUGACCCUUAUGUUGAAGUUAGGCUUGGAAAUUAUAAGGGUGCCACUCGACAUUUCGAGAAGAAGUCGAAUCCGGAGUGGAACCAGGUUUUUGCAUUCUCGAAAGAUCGUAUUCAGGCUUCGGUUCUUGAGGUCAUUGUGAAGGACAAGGAUGUUGUGAAGGAUGAUUUCAUGGGUCGUGUUUCUUUUGACCUGAAUGAGAUUCCAAAACGGGUACCUCCUGAUAGUCCUCUAGCACCGCAAUGGUAUAGAUUGGAGGAUAGGAAGGGGGACAAGGUUAGGGGAGAGCUAAUGUUGGCUGUUUGGAUGGGCACCCAAGCAGAUGAAGCUUUUCCUGAAGCAUGGCAUUCAGAUGCUGCUACAGUUAGUGGGGCUGACAGUCUUUCAAAUAUUCGGUCAAAGGUGUAUCUCUCUCCUAAGCUUUGGUAUUUGAGGGUUAAUGUGAUUGAAGCUCAGGAUUUGCAACCGAGUGAUAAAGGUAGGUAUCCUGAAGUUUUUGUGAAGGCUAUACUGGGAAAUCAGGCUUUGAGAACUAGGAUUUCUCCAAGCAGGAGUAUAAAUCCUAUGUGGAAUGAAGAUUUAAUGUUCGUAGCAUCAGAACCAUUUGAGGAGCCCCUGAUUUUGAGUGUGGAGGACAGAGUAGCGCCUAAUAAAGAUGAAGUUCUAGGAAGGUGUGCAAUUCCCCUGCAGUAUGUGACCCGAAGGUAUGAUCAUAAACCUGUGAACACUAGUUGGCACAAUCUUGAGAAACAUGUUAUUGUAGAAGGGGAAAAGAAGAAGGAAAUUAAGUUUGCAAGCAGAAUUCAUAUGAGGAUCUGUCUGGAAGGUGGUUACCAUGUCCUUGAUGAAUCAACACACUAUAGUAGUGAUCUUCGACCAACAGCAAAACCGCUGUGGAAGUCCAGCAUUGGGGUUCUUGAAGUGGGAAUUCUGAAUGCUCAGGGGUUGAUGCCAAUGAAGACGAAAGAUGGGAGGGGUACAACAGAUGCUUAUUGUGUGGCGAAAUACGGGCAGAAGUGGGUUCGAACAAGAACCAUUAUUGAUAGCUUUACUCCCAGGUGGAAUGAGCAAUAUACAUGGGAAGUUUUUGAUCCUUGUACUGUCAUAACUAUUGGGGUAUUUGAUAACUGUCAUUUGCAUGGGGGAGAUAAGGCUGGAGGGGCCAGGGAUGCAAGAAUUGGAAAGGUAAGGAUUCGUCUCUCCACCCUUGAAACUGAUCGGGUGUACACACACUCUUACCCACUUUUAGUUCUGCACCCAAAUGGUGUAAAGAAGAUGGGUGAAAUUCAUAUGGCUGUGAGGUUCACUUGCUCUUCUUUGCUUAACAUGAUGCACAUGUACUCCCAGCCACUGUUGCCAAAAAUGCACUAUAUUCAUCCAUUAACUGUAAGCCAGCUCGAUAGCUUGAGGCACCAGGCCACUCAGAUUGUAUCAAUGAGGCUGAGCCGUGCUGAACCACCACUGAGGAAAGAAGUGGUAGAGUAUAUGCUGGAUGUGGGCUCUCACAUGUGGAGUAUGCGAAGAAGCAAAGCUAACUUUUUCAGGAUUAUGAAUGUUUUGGGUGGGGUAAUUGCUGUUGGAAAAUGGUUUGAUCAGAUCUGUACUUGGAAAAACCCCAUUACAACUGUACUCAUCCACAUCUUGUUUAUAAUUCUGGUCAUGUACCCAGAGCUCAUAUUACCUACAAUUUUCCUCUACCUCUUCUUGAUUGGAGUUUGGUAUUAUAGAUGGAGACCAAGGCAUCCUCCUCACAUGGACACUCGUCUGUCUCACGCAGAUUCUGCACAUCCUGAUGAACUUGAUGAAGAAUUUGAUACAUUCCCUACUUCACGGCCUUCUGACAUAGUAAGGAUGAGAUAUGAUAGAUUGAGGAGCAUUGCUGGGAGAAUCCAGACAGUGGUUGGUGACUUGGCUACUCAAGGGGAGAGGCUGCAAUCUUUGCUAAGUUGGAGAGACCCGAGAGCAACAUCACUGUUUGUGCUUUUCUGUCUGAUUGCUGCCAUUGUUUUGUAUGUUACACCAUUCCAGGUUGUGGCUCUUCUCGCUGGAUUCUAUGUGUUGAGGCACCCAAGAUUCCGUCAUAAGCUUCCUUCUGUGCCGCUGAAUUUCUUCAGGAGGUUGCCGGCUAGAACUGACUGCAUGUUGUGAGGAAGACUUUUAUCUUCAGUUGCCUUUGAGUGGCACGACAUUCUAUUUUCCGCCAUUUCGUGUUAAGUUAAUGAAGAAGAUGCUGUACCUCAUUGAGCCAUUUUGUUUUGAAUGCUCAGCAGCAAUGAACAUGGAGAACAUGUUCUGGUAUGAUGUAUGUAUGACCUUGCCUUGAAGGUGGUAGUUUUUUAAAAUUGUCAGUUGAUUAUGCCAUCAGUAGGAUUUCUGUUUAAAACUUUAAUUUAAGGCGACUAGCUCAUGUUCAUUUGUAAUUUUGUAGGCUGUGAUUGGAAUGCUGAACCAUUAUGUUCUUAAUUACAUCUGUAGUAUUUUUCUUUGAACUCC
Molecule: messenger RNA, 3346 nt
Organism: Prunus persica (peach)
Lineage: Eukaryota; Viridiplantae; Streptophyta; Magnoliopsida; Rosales; Rosaceae
Product: FT-interacting protein 1
Exons: 3
Coding region: 677-3001 (774 amino acids)
Source: RefSeq, a predicted model, not a curated record